Molecule: messenger RNA, 577 nt
Organism: Aspergillus alliaceus
Lineage: Eukaryota; Fungi; Ascomycota; Eurotiomycetes; Eurotiales; Aspergillaceae
Exons: 2
Coding region: 205-528 (107 amino acids)
Source: RefSeq, a predicted model, not a curated record
CUCUUACGGGGUAAUAAACUAGGCGUGACACAAACGUGACAAUCAACAAAGAGAAAAUCCCCAAAUCUGCCCUACUUGCAAAAGAAAAAUUAAGGAGCCGCCGCCGAGAUCGAUCGUUGUGCUAUGACAAUGGACUGGCGACGGAAGUGGAGACCUAAGCAUUAGCCGGACGCACCUGUCGGACUACAUGAAUUACCUCCGACCAUGCACCCUACUGCCAAAACGAGAAAAGAACCUCCAGCUAUCUUUCGUUUCUCGACCCCUGGGCAAGUGGGGCAUACCGUUGGAGGGGCUUUGCGAUACAACAUGCAGUUGCUGAGGGGGAAAUGGUUAUUAAUAGCUUUUGAGUUAGUUGCCCUUCUGGCUGUGCGAGUGUUGAAAACAACCUUCCCUGUCCUCUCUCUCCAUCCUGCAGACUGGGUAGGGAAAGGCCGUAGUCAGGUCAGAAUUCCCACGGGCGAAAAAAGAGUAGAUUGGAGAUCCGCGGAUAUCCCGAUAUGUCUCCUUUGCGUGAGAGUUCGGUAUUGAGGGCCGAGGCUACUACUAGUAUUAGAUAGUACCCUUCGGUGUCAAAAUU